GCCAGAAUUCCGGUGACGCCUUAUUGCCCACUCUGGUAUAAGAGCCGCACUUCAGCUCAUCCCCAUCCACAGCAAAGAGGCUGAAAGCAAGUGAAGACGAAGCGUACGUUGCACAGAAGGCUGGCAUCAACAUCUCAUCCUAAAUGGCUCAAGCUUUGGACAUUGGCAGAUGGGAUCUGGAGUGUGAGUUUAACAACACAGACCACCGCACUGAACUAAACGGGGUGGACCGCCUGAUCGUCCGCAGAGGGCAGCCGUUCACCAUCAGCCUACACCUCCGCUCUGGCACCUUUGAGCCACGAGCCAACGCUUUCACUCUCAUCGCUGAGACAGGGCCAUGCUCCUCUGAGGGAACGGGCACCAGAGCGGCGUUCGGUCUGAGCGGUUCCGUAGAUGAGACGCGCUGGAGCGCGGCCGCGUCCUGUCCCGACGGACGCACCGUCUCCCUGUCCGUCUGCUCCCCCCCGGACGCCCCCAUUGGCCGCUACUCUCUCACCCUGGACCAGGGCCACGCGGUCAGCCUGGGAGAAUUUGUGCUCCUCUUCAACCCCUGGUGUCCAAGAGAUGUGGUGUACAUGGACAGCGAGGAGAAGCUGAGGGAGUAUGUGCUAUCUCAAGAUGGGAUUAUCUUCAGAGGGAGUUAUAAAUACCCUAUAGGCACACCAUGGAACUUUGGACAGUUUGAAUACGGGAUCCUGGACGCGUGUCUGCGGAUUCUGGACGUGAACCCCAAGUACAUGCGGAGCCCUGAUGAGGACUGCUCGGGGAGGCGGAACCCCAUAUACGUGUCCCGGGUGCUGAGCGCGAUGGUGAACUGCAACGACGACAGAGGGGUCCUGUUCGGGAGGUGGACGGAGGAUUACGAGGACGGGGUCAGCCCCCUGUCCUGGAGAGGCAGCGUGGAGAUCUUGCGGAGGUGGGACAGCACUUCCUGUCAACCCGUUCGCUACGGCCAGUGCUGGGUCUUUGCCGCUGUGGCCUGCACCGUUUCCAGAGCUCUGGGGAUCCCCUGUCGAGUGAUAACCAACUACAACUCCGCUCACGACACCAACAGCAACCUGGUGAUCGAGCGCUACGUUGAUGACAAGGGGCAGCCAGUGCAGAAGUCCAGGGACAUGAUAUGGAACUAUCACUGCUGGGUGGAGAGCUGGAUGACUCGUCCGGACCUGCAGCCUGGCUACGAUGGCUGGCAGGCAAGUGACCCAACACCACAAGAGAAGAGUGAAGGCGUUUACUGCUGCGGUCCCAUCCCCCUGAAAGCCAUCAAGGAGGGCGAGCUCACCUUCAAGUACGACGCCCCGUUCGUCUUCGCCGAGGUCAACGCCGACGUGCUCACCUACAUGAGGCACAAGGACGGCAGGGUGGAGAAGAUCAUUGGCUCCACUUACGUGGGCCAGCAAAUCAGCACCAAGAGCGUGGGGAGUGACAGGAGAGAGGACAUCACGCACCUCUAUAAGUACCCCGAAGGUUCCAGUGAGGAAAGGGAAACCUUCAAGAAAGCCAACCAUCAAAACAAGCUCCUGCAGCAGGGCCCCGGCCCCACCCCCGGCUCCGGCCUGCGCGUCAAGAUCACCGUCCCCGCGGAGAUGAGGAAAGGCUGCGACUUCGACGUGUUCGUCGUGGUCGCCAACAACACGCCCGCCACCAAGCUGUGCCGGCUCAUGUUCUGCUCGAGGGCCGCCUCUUACAGCGGCAUCCUGGGAAAAGACUGCGGCUACAAGGACCUGCUCAACCUGCAGGUGGCGUCCGGCGAAGAAAAACAAGUUCCUCUCAGACUGAACUAUUGCAAGUACGGAGGGAACGUCAUGGAUGAUAACCUGAUCCGGGUGACCGCUCUUCUCACUGAUUACAGCAGCAAGGAUAUGUACCUCGCAGUGAGGAACAUUGUAUUGGAUGACCCAGAAAUCAAAAUAAGGAUCCUGGGCGAACCCAAAGUGAACCGCAAGCUGGCUGCGGAGAUCACACUGCAGAACCCUCUCCCAGACCCUCUGGACAACUGCUGCUUCAGUGUGGAGGGAGCCAACCUCACAGACGGGAAAACCAUCACUGAAAUGUUGGGCUCUCCUGUGGGGCCAGGACAGGAAGCCAAAGUGAAAGUGUACUUCACCCCCAGCCGCUUUGGGCUCAGGAAGCUGGUGGUGGGCUUCAACAGCAGCAAGCUCGGUCACGUCAAGGGCUACCGAAAUGUUAUCAUCGGAAAGUAGAGAGCAACCUGCUAGGGCUACAUCCUCUUCAGCCUCUGAAUGUAUAAUAACCGCAAUAUAUACAGUAUAUGCCAUGUCUCUGAUUGAUUUAUGAUGGAUUUAUUCUGAUUUUCCAGGCUCGUGAUGACCUGAUUUACUGACUUACUGACACUUAUUUGGUCCUCAUGUUGAGACACAACAGCAAAAUACUCCAAAAGCAAAUGCCACACCUAGAAUAAACUCUAGACCUUUUUUUUUGCUUUCUUGUGAAAAGAACUGAUGACACAAAGACACAACUAGCCAAAAAACAGCUGAACAGCCAAUUGUCCACACUGUCCUAAAAUGGGGGUGCUGUAUAUAUGGAUGUAAAUACCCUCAAAUUAAAGCUGACAGUCCUCACAUUAUCCUCAUAUUCACCGUUUUAUUUCAAAUCCAAUGUACUGGAGUAUUGAGCCAAAAGAACAUAAAAUUGUAUUACUAUCCAAAUACUUACAGACUGCACUGUAUAUGAGGCUACCAUUCAUUCAGAGGCCAAAGAACACUAUCAAGAUACACGAUACUUCUCAAACUUUCUGAACUCGCAAAACGCAAUACUUAUACAUUGUAUGUUGGAAUGAAUCCAAUAAAAGGCUUGAGUAUGUAUGCUUUUUGGUUUUGAUAUAACAAAUCAAUAUUGAUAUUGACUUAUUAUUGACUUGCAGAAGACACCCUUUAACAGUAAUAGGGCAGGUAUUCAGUCAUGUUCAUUAAUUACUCGCCUUUACAAUAUGCAUUUUACUGCCAGACAUGUUUCUUCAUGUGAAGGGGCAGUUUUUGUCCUUGUGUACUUUUUUAUUUUUUAUAUUUCAAAUAUAGAUGAAAACCCCAAUGCAAACUACACCACAGAAAAAAAAAAUGCAAAAUUGAAUGUUUUUAGGUACUGUGUACUAUUGAAUUAAUAUAGUGACAAUUACACUCGAUUAAAGUGCCUUUGAAUAUUAAA
This is a messenger RNA of Anguilla rostrata (American eel), 3165 nucleotides long. RefSeq names its product transglutaminase 2b (gene tgm2b). Gene Ontology annotation, biological process: peptide cross-linking. Gene Ontology annotation, molecular function: protein-glutamine gamma-glutamyltransferase activity. Bases 144 to 2204 code for a protein of 686 amino acids. The transcript is spliced from 13 exons. The record is from RefSeq and is a predicted model, not a curated record. Gene Ontology annotation, cellular component: mitochondrion. NCBI's taxonomy places the organism in Eukaryota, Metazoa, Chordata, Actinopteri, Anguilliformes, Anguillidae.